Ruditapes philippinarum (Manila clam) is the source of this 1082-nucleotide messenger RNA. Its product is annotated as ependymin-2-like. The coding region runs from base 163 to 798 and encodes 211 amino acids. The transcript is spliced from 7 exons. The record is from RefSeq and is a predicted model, not a curated record. NCBI's taxonomy places the organism in Eukaryota, Metazoa, Mollusca, Bivalvia, Venerida, Veneridae. Gene Ontology annotation, molecular function: calcium ion binding. Gene Ontology annotation, biological process: cell-matrix adhesion. Gene Ontology annotation, cellular component: extracellular region; lysosome.
UAAGCUCUUAUCCGCAGUUUGACGGAAAGGACCGAGAAGAUGCGAUUGCUGAAGACCGUAAAAUGAUAUAUGAUAUUACCAAUAAGAAAUACGAUAGUUUUAAACCUCUACCUGUUUGUAAACGGGUUUAACACUGGGACGAAUUGACGUGGAACGGCUAAAAUGGGUACAUCACUAAGAGGAACAUUAUUUAUUGCCAUCAUUUCGUCUGUGUUGGCAGCAUGUCAUGCAGAUGUGUGUUGCUUUCCAAGCCAAUUUGAAGGUCAUAUAAUUGAUAUGGAGCCAACUGGAAAUCAAAAUGAACCAUAUACUCAGACAGAUAUUGACGUUUCAUUUGACUGGACAAAGAAUCGAUUAAGACAGUAUGUGGCAGCCGAAGAUUAUCUUCAGUUGCAGUUUUUCGGAAAGGGUGUAAUGUAUACCAUCCAAAAUUCAACUUGCAAAGUCAGCAAACUGUUUCCUCCUCCGAACGGAACCUUCUGUAUUCCAGAUAACGCAAAACGUAUGAAAAGUUACACACUUGGUAUAAAAGAGAAGAUUAGUGCCAUUGAUUAUUUAAUUACCGAGAAGGAAAGUCAAAUUCUUCGGACAAUAUCUGACAUGUGUGUACCAGUGGCGGAUAUUUAUUUCCCGUUGGCGUCAAACGACUUUUCAACUAUAAUUACCUAUCAGAAUCUGACCUCUGGAAUUAAAGACGAAAAGGUGUUUGAUGUACCGAGUUUUUGCAAAUCAAAUGAGAAGAAGAACAUAAGCCCACCGAUGAUGAAAGCCAGCUAUCUUUGGAAAGUCUCUCUUUAAAGCACAAUUUUUCACUCUGAAUAACCGAUGUUUUAUAUCAGUGUUUUCGAAGAAACUAUUGAAAGACCAGUCGCUUAUAAUCAAAAACAAGAUCAUACUGUACUGAAAAAAAAACAAUGUACACUAGAAGCUAUUUGUUUGUAUUUGUUACCAUUAGUAUGUGCCUAACUUAACUUGUAUAAAGCUAUAUAUCUAGUCCUGUAGUUUACACAAUUUUUGUUUGAAAUUUGAAUUUUGAAAAUGAAUGUUUUAAAAAUACUUGUAUUAAAGAUCCUGUAACACAU